CCCGCCGGCCCCGCGAUUGGCCAUGACUAGCUACCACAAUAGCGGGGCCGUUUCCGUGGACUUUCCUGAGGUCCUGAAAUCGCUUCUGGAAUACCGUUUACCCUGGACGGGCACUCUGAAAGAUAAAGAGAAGAAGGAAAAACUUGAGGAAGAUGAAGCAGCAGCUGCAACUACAAUGGCAGUUUCUGCCUCCCUCAUGCCUCCCAUUUGGGAUAAAACUAUUCCUUAUGAUGGGGAGUCUUUUCAUCUGGAGUAUAUGGAUCUUGAUGAAUUCCUGUUGGAAAAUGGAAUCCCUUCCAGUCCUGCUCAUCUGGAUCUGAAUCAGAAUCCCCUCCUGCCUGUGGCUGAACUGGAAGGAAAAGAACCUGCCACUGUUUCUGUUGCUACUACUCCACCUGCAUCAUCUUCCACAGUGGUUUUCAAUCUAUCAGAAACUACCAAAAAUACAGAGUCCUCUUCAGAUAAUGAAAGAUUGACUCCCAGCCCUGUUGAUCCAGAUUGUGUUGAGAUUGAUGUGAAUUUCAACCCUGACCCUGCUGAUUUAGUGCUGUCCACUGUGCCUGGAGGAGAGCUCUUUAAUCCUAGAAAGCAUAAGUUUGCUGAAGAGGACUUGAAACCACAGCCUAUGAUUAAAAAAGCCAAGAAAGUCUUUGUCCCAGAAAAUCAAAAGGAUGAAAAAUAUUGGACAAGGCGGAAGAAAAAUAAUGUGGCAGCCAAGCGAUCUCGGGAUGCUCGGCGCCUAAAAGAGAAUCAGAUCACAAUCCGAGCUGCUUUUCUGGAGAAGGAGAACACAGCCUUGAGGACCGAAGUUGCAGAACUACGGAAGGAAAUGGGAAAAUGCAAGAACAUUGUCUCUAAAUAUGAGACCAGAUAUGGAUCCUUUGACUUAUCCGAUUCCGAAUGAUGCAUCUUUAAAGACUUAAAAUCACAAAGAAACUAAAAACUACACAUGAAACCACCUGCCAUCAAAGUGAACAGUGAGACAUGUGAGGUAUUCUACACAAACAUCUGAUGACUCUGCUUCUCUGCAAGUAUCUCCUUGAACUACCUAAGGGCUGAGCCUGAUGAAAAGACUAAGGUCUCUAGUUUUACACUUCGCUUUGUACUGCUCUUUUCCUUGCUGUGGCAAUUUGCAGUACAUUGUUUAUUUCUUUUCAACCAAUGUGGUAUUUGUGAUUCAGAAUAUAGCCUGAACAAGCUGUCGUUUUGCAAGGUAAUUCUUAGGAGGAAAGAACCAGUUUUAAUUGAAAAU
Messenger RNA from Protobothrops mucrosquamatus (brown spotted pit viper), 1252 nucleotides. RefSeq names its product TEF transcription factor, PAR bZIP family member (gene TEF). Gene Ontology annotation, biological process: regulation of transcription by RNA polymerase II. Gene Ontology annotation, molecular function: RNA polymerase II cis-regulatory region sequence-specific DNA binding; DNA-binding transcription factor activity, RNA polymerase II-specific. The transcript is spliced from 5 exons. The record is from RefSeq and is a predicted model, not a curated record. The coding region runs from base 23 to 904 and encodes 293 amino acids. NCBI's taxonomy places the organism in Eukaryota, Metazoa, Chordata, Lepidosauria, Squamata, Viperidae. Gene Ontology annotation, cellular component: nucleus.